AUGGAAAGCCUUCAAGUACAGCUUGACCAAAUUGAACAAGUUUUAUUAGAGGAAUUAGCAAAAUCAGAGGGAUCUUUACUUGAGAACAACUCUCUUUUAGAAUCUCUAAAUCAGAGCAAAGAAAAGGCUGAGAAAGUUGCAAAAGGAAUAGUCGAAUCCAAACGGCUCCGUGCUGAAAUUGACUCGAAACGUGAGGCAUUCAGACCCUUUGCUGAGCGUUGUGCUCAACUUUACUUUGCCAUACGUCCAUUAAAUAGUAUCAAAUCUUGUUAUCAAUAUAGUGUAAAUGAUUGUAUUGCUUUGUUUCGAAAAUGUUUUGAUUCUAAUAAUGUAAACGAUACACGGCCUAAAACAACUACUGGGUCAGAGGAAGGAGGAAAAAGUCACUUGGAAAGGAUUUAUCGCCGUUUGAGACAAAAAUUGUUUGAAUAUAUUUCACUUUCUUUGUUCAAAGAGGACAGAUUGACUUUUGCAAUGCAAUAUUUGCACCAGGAAGCUGUUUCUGGAGGAGGGGGACAACAUUUAUUUGCCCCAAAGGAAUGGGAAUUGUUUACUGGUGUUUUACAAUUACCUUCUGAAAAUGUAGGAGAAAAUUAUAGUCAAUUAUCCCAAAUUGGAUGGCUGUCAGAUUAUCGUGAUAAAAAACAAGCAAUUGAACUUAUUCGAACACAUUUGCCUUCUCUUUUUCAGCAAAUGCAGAUUAAUGAUCAACAGGCUUGGGCUGGUUUUAUGAAAUCGACUGAAUGUGAAAAUGCAUAUCCUCCUAGUAUUAAUUCGCGUCUUAGUGAUUUUCAGAGAGUUUUGAUUAUUCAGGCUCUCCGCCCCGAUCGUCUCCAUGCAGGAAUAAAUCGUUUUGCAUCAAAAGUUCUUGGAAUAGAAUCUCUAAGUUCUCAACAUUUGGAUUUACUUGCUAUACAUAAAGAAGAGCCUUCUUCUCGUCCAAUUCUUUUGUUAGUCUCCCCUGGCUCUUCUGCUGAUCCUAGUGCCGAAUUAAUUGAAUUUGCUAAACAACAACAAAGAAAAUUUCAUCAAAUGGCUUUUGGCCAACCUGGGACGGAAUCUAUUGUUUUACAAAUGCUUAGACAGUGUUUUAAGGACGGGGAUUGGAUUUGUUUAAGUAAUGCACAUUUAUCUGCCCCUUCAUUACUUGGGAAAUUAUUGGUAGAAAUCUCGUCAACAAUAGGCCAGUCAAAUCUAAGUAAAGGAGAGUUUCGCCUUUGGCUUACAGCCGAACCCGAAGAACAAUUGCCUGGAGUAUUUUUACAAACUUGUGUGAAAAUUACAUAUGAGACACCUCCCGGUAUUAAACAAAAUUUGGAACAAAAUUAUUUUGGCCAAGAAAUGGAAAUUGCCCCGAAAAGUUUAUCUAAUUUAAAAGCUAAUUUUCUUUUGCAUUGGCUACAUGCUGUUAUACAGGAAAGAAGAAAUUUUAUUCCUCAAGCAUGGCUAAGGUAUAUGGAAUAUUUUUAUAACUCAAGACUUUAUUGA
Messenger RNA from Meloidogyne enterolobii, 1488 nucleotides. The record is from the annotation of a GenBank genome assembly. Lineage: Eukaryota; Metazoa; Nematoda; Chromadorea; Rhabditida; Meloidogynidae.